CUCAGGUCUGAUGCUGUCGGCCUACUCCUGUGUUGGAGCUGUCCUGGAGGACAAGGCUCUGCUGGAGAGAGCGGCUCAGGCUGCUAACUUCCUGAAGGAGAACCUGUGGGACGCCGAGCGACAGACCGUCCUCCGGUCCUGCUACAGAGGAGAAGACAUGGAGCUGCAGCAGAUAUCUCCUCCUAUCUCCGGCUUCCUGGACGACUACGCCUUCCUGGUCUCAGGUCUGCUGGACCUGUACGAGGCGUCGCUGCAGACGCAGUGGCUUCAGUGGGCCGAGCAGCUACAGCUCAGACAGGACGUGCUGUUCUGGGACCAGCAGGACGGAGGGUACUUCUGCAGCGACCCCAAGACUCCUCCAUCCUGCUGCAGCUCAAGAAAGGUGGGGAGAUGA
Notothenia coriiceps (black rockcod) is the source of this 394-nucleotide messenger RNA. RefSeq names its product spermatogenesis-associated protein 20-like. Bases 11 to 394 code for a protein of 127 amino acids. The record is from RefSeq and is a predicted model, not a curated record. Lineage: Eukaryota; Metazoa; Chordata; Actinopteri; Perciformes; Nototheniidae. Gene Ontology annotation, biological process: carbohydrate metabolic process. The transcript has 2 exons.